Pongo pygmaeus (Bornean orangutan) is the source of this 8634-nucleotide messenger RNA. It is a transcript of the gene ADO, whose product is annotated as 2-aminoethanethiol dioxygenase. Lineage: Eukaryota; Metazoa; Chordata; Mammalia; Primates; Hominidae. The record is from RefSeq and is a predicted model, not a curated record. The coding region runs from base 5218 to 6030 and encodes 270 amino acids. Gene Ontology annotation, molecular function: oxidoreductase activity, acting on single donors with incorporation of molecular oxygen, incorporation of two atoms of oxygen. Gene Ontology annotation, cellular component: mitochondrion. The transcript has a single exon.
CAUUUUUAUCUAUUUAUUUACCAUGUUCUAUACUAAUAUAAAAGGCAGAUAUCGGAAUAAGGUGGAAAUGACUACUCGGGAAAAAAUAAACCUUAGUUCCCACUUUAAAAACAAAAACAAAACAAAACUGCAGACUAGGAACUCUGAGCAUGUGAGAAUAUCAUUAUAAUCUUUUGUACUCUUUCCACUGGAUCUCAGUGUGACCAAAAGAAAUGGGCAAAUGAAUUCUGAAGAAGAUUUGAGUAAAAGCCAGAAGGUAAUGUAUCUUGUGAAUUAAAGAAAAUCAGUCCUCAUAGAGUCAAGAGGUAGGGGAAGAAGAACAAAAGGCAAAAGCACAAGCCUAGUUCCCAAAGAAUGAAGAGAUCAUAGAAAUGAACAGGUGGAGUUAAAUCCAUAUAGGCUGGGGGCUCUUCCAGCUCUCCUUGUUUCCUGGUUAAUUAAGCAACUGUAAAGGAGGAGAAAAAAAAAAAUCUCAGCUUUACUCAUGGUUCUGUGUGCUUCCCUCAUUCCUAAAUUUAAUAGAUGUGGGUAGGAGGUGGGAUUUAAGCUGUAUCAGUCUUACCUAUCACCACAAAGCUGUCAACCUGUGAAAGAAAAAACAUGGAGAAAAUACACUUUGAAAUAGACUGCUGAAGCAAUAGCUCAUCAGCAAGCCCUGUCAGCUGUACCUUCAAACAGAUUUUUAUCCUUACACUAGUUCUCUUGUCUUUCUUCCGGAUUACUGCCCCUCAUUCAGGUUUCCCUGCUGUUACACUCACCCCACCACCAACCUCUUAAAAAUGUAACACAGAUCAAAUCACUCCUCUGCCCAAAGCUCUCCAAAGACUUCUCACUGCAUUUAGAAUAAAAUCCAACUCCCUACCACAGCCUACAACUCCCUAUUACCCCCUCCCACGGCCUAUAAGGCCUACAUAACACAAUCCCUACUGGCCUCUCCACCUGCAUCUCCCUCCAGGAACCUGGAAGCUCACUACGCAGUCUUAACCCCGCAGGUCUUCAUCUUCUCUCCUAAUUAUACCAAGUUCCUUUCUACGUGGUCAAAGUUGUGAUAGUCAAUACCCUGUUAAUAAUCUUAAGGAUGUUUCCUGGUCUUGGAACGCUCUGACCCCAGAUUUUUCCAUGGCUAACUCCUUAACAUUCAAAAGUGGCUUAAAUGUUAACAUCUGGUCACUCCUGAUAAUCCAAUUUAAAGUAACAUACCACACACAAAUAAAUAUCACACCAUCCUAUGACUGUGUUUUACUGUCUUCCUAAGUUAUCUCUGUCUGAAAAGUAUGUUGCUCAUUUACUCGCGCUGUAUAACACUUCUAUCCUCUCAAACAUACACAUUUACUCGCAGGUAAACUCCUUGGGAAUUUGGACUUUGUCUUGCUUUGUUCCUUGCUGAAUCCCCAAAGCCUAGAACAAUGCCUGGUACCCAGUGGAUACUGACUGUUUAUCAAACGAUCGAUUUUGUCUAUCCUAAACUUUCCCCAAACCUUGUCUCUGCCAUGCAUUUUCCUAGUAUUUGUUCACUAUCACUUCUCUUCCUGUCUGUUCCCUUUCGGAAUUUCUUUUGGUCUCCAUUUUGCUUAUAACAACACUGAAGAAUUACAGAAUCAACAAGGAUAAAAAAGAAGGAUGUUAAUGCUAAUAGAAACCCACUCAGCCUAUGCUACUGGCAGUGGGGCAGAAGGGCAAGUAAACUGCUUCUUAAGGGCAAAAGCCCAUAGAGUCAAUAUCACCCAUUCGUGCAGCUCUGAAUGAAGGGCAACAUCAAAAGGAAUUAUGGAGGUAGACUGUGACCUAAAAAGUACCACAUGCCCUGUAGACACUCAGCAGUUCUUACAAACUUUUUUUUGAGAGACAGUCUCACUCUGUUGCCUAGGCCUGGGUGCAGGGGUGCAAUCAUAGCUAACUGCAGCCUUGAACUCAUCGGCUCAAUCAAUCCUCCUGCCUCAGCCUCCAGAAUACACUACAGGCGUGUAUCACCAUGCUCAACUAAUUUUUUAAUUUUUUUUUUUUUUGUAAAGACGGGGGUCUUGCUAUGUUGCCUAGGCUGGCCUUGAACACCUGUCCUCAAGCGAUCUUCCUGUCUUGGCCUCCCAAAGUGUUGGGAUGACAGGCAUGAGCCACCAUACCAUGCCUGCCUGGUUCUUAAAAUUUUUAAUGUGCAAAAGAUUCAGAUGCAGUAGGUUUUGACAUGAUCUGGGAAUCUGCACUUUUGACAGACACUCCUAAGUGAUUCUGAUACAGGCAGUCUUCAGAAACUUUGAACUCAGGCCAAAGGAUGACUAGCAAAUUACCAGGUAAGUGGUUUAAGCAAUAAUCUUUUUUAUCUCUACCCUGAAGCUGAUUCUCAAAACAAGUCAAAUUCCAUUUCAAUACUUGUUUAGUAUUAUUUAAAUUCAUUGGUCUUUAAGUACAACUUAUAGCCAUUUUAAACCUAUAAUAGCUACUGUCAUGGGGCAGCUACUAUGUUCUACAUAGUGUCAUCAGUGAUUUACACAGGUAUAUUAUCCCAUUUUAUAGAUGAAAAUUUUGAGCUUCAGUUAAGUAAGUGUGGACAACCAUUAAGUGCAAGAGACCUGCAUGUUAAUAUAGUCUGUGUUCCAUGGAGUCUAUACUUAUCACUAAUUAUACCUUAAUAGAAGUAAAACCAAUAAAUAAAAGUCCAUAUUUGUAAAUAAAGGAAGGGGAGGAAUUUUACUCUCAAAUAUUCCUCACUUUAGAAAAAGACUGUAUGAAAUUUAUUUAUGAGCUUUGAAAGUACAUUUAAAUAACGUAACAAUGGCAUGGCAACCUCUGAAAAUGAAUCAAUCUUAACAAUCCUUUCCUAAAGCAAAUAACCACCCUCUUAACUAAUGAAAGCUGGUUCACUAUUUACAGAUCUACCAGUGGUUCUCAAACUGGGCUAAUAAUCAAGAAUCGCUUGGACGAGCGCCGUGGCUCACGCCUCUAAUCCCAGCACUUUGGGAGGCCGAGGGGACGGAUCACGAGCUCAGGAAAUCGAGACCAUUCUGGCUAACACGGUGAAAUCCCGUCUCUACUAAAUAUACAGAAAAACAAAUUAGCCGGGUGUGAUGGCAAGCACCUGUAGUCCUAGCUACUCGGGAGGCUGAGGCAGGAGAAUGGCGUGAACCCUGGAGGUGGAGCUUGCAGUGAGCCGAGAUCGCACCAGUGCACUCCAGCCUGGGCAACAGAGCCAGACUCCGUCUCAAAAAAAAAAAAGAAUUGCUUGAGGAAGCAUCUUAAACAUAAAUCAUAGGGGCAACCCGCUGUGGUCCCCUUCCAAGCUGUGGAAGCUUUGUUAUUUCGCUCUUCACGAUAUACCUUGUUACCCCUCAAAAAAAAAACAAAAACAAACAAAAAUCAUAGGCUUCACUCCAGUUCUUCUGAAUCAAAAUCUCUGAGGUGUGACCCCAAGAUCUUUAUUUUUUAAGCUCCCCAGGGAGUUCUGAUGCGUAGGGUUCAGAACUUUUGUUCCCUUAACACCAGCAUUCUACAAAUGAAUAAAUUGAGGCCCUAAAAGGAUAGGAUUUGCCUAACGACAUACAGCUUGUAAGUACACACAGUAGGCCGGAACAACAAUAUCCUGACUCUCGUUUGGUGCUUUUACACCAAUUCAAGCUGCUGUUUUUGUUAAGACUGUACUUAUUUCUGCUCUGCGGCUCAUGCUUUGCUGGAUACUUAGUAUUCACUAUCCUACAACUUAUUCCCUCAUCUGCAGUUUGGGAAUAAUAAUAGUGCCUGCCUCUUAAGAGUUGCUGCAAGGAUUAAAUAGUAUAACAUUCAUUAUAUAAUGCACUUAACACAGUGCCUGGCAUAUUGUGAGUACUCAUUAGCCAGGUUAUGUAAUCUACUAAAAAAGUAUGCCUAUUUUAACUGGAGAGGAUUCACUGAACGACUCCAAUUACAAAAUGUACAAGAAACCCAUGUUCAGCUUUGGAAUCCAAAAAGACUUUAAACUCAGGGUUAAGUUUAAAGUCAUAGUAUCUAAUGUCUUGCUUUUCUAGUCAUUUACUUAUGCCAAAAGUUAGUUCACGCCACAGAGAAGGAUGCCUCUGUGUAGUGAAACAAUUUCACAAUUACUGAUUGAACUGACUGUUGCACGCCACUGUUUCUCCUAGGAUGCCUCAGAACCAUCUAGUAACUCCAUCUCUGGGUGACGACAGGGAAUCUGCAUUUAUAAAAGCCCCCUCCCCCUUCUCAGGCAAACCAAGAUUUGAUAACCACUAGUAUGUUCAGAAUCCACGACCACUGUAAAGGGCCUCUCAACUCUCUCCAGCAAAAAGCUAUACUUCUCUGCAACCAGAAGAGCAGCGUCAUCAGGUCCUGAUGCAAACAACAGCUGGACCCAGCUGGGCCCAGCUGGGCCGAGUAACCUUGAUGAUCACAGAGGACGGCCUGGACCCCCUCCCCUCCUAGGAAACACAAAAUUACAAAAGCGCCCUCCUGCAAUUCCCGUGGGAGACAGUGCUGCCUAGGCCGCUAUGAGGAGCUAAGGCUGACUCAACAGCCUCCUUCCCAGGGGCAAGGCCAAAGGAAGGCGACCCUGCAUGGCUAACCAGGCCCCAGCGCGGCGCCAGAAGGUUAACGACCCUCCUUGCCCCUUUCCUUAUGAAGGCCAAGAGCCUCCACUACUCCGCGGGCCAGCUGACGGAAGUGCGUCACUCCACCCUGCGGGGGGGUGCCGGGAGUUGUAGUCAAGUGGCUACUACUCUUCCACCCCGAUUCACCUUUUUUAAAACAAGAAAAACACCUCUGCAUCCUGAAAAAGAUCGCUUUAUGCCCAACAUGUGUAAUAGUUCCUCCAUUUUCCAAUCAACAAACUGAACUCUCUCAGCGCUCAAGCGGAAGGCCGGACUACAAGUCCCGGCAUGCUCCGCAGGGUCCCCGGGCGCCCGGCCACCGUCGUAGGUGCGGGCCGCAUGAAUGGAGCGCCGGGCGUAAGGCAAAGGCUGGCACCGUCCGCGCGGCCGGUAUCUGCUCCCGGAGCGUGAGUGCGGGGUGUGGGGCGUGCGCGUGCGCGCUCAGAGGGGGCUCAAGGCGAGCGCGCCGGGCAGUUGCGGGCGCGUGGCUGCUGAGGUUGGCGGCGGUGCCGCGCGCCCGACGGGCCGGGGGUUGCGGGGCUUCCCGCCUCGACCCGGGCUGGGGGCAGCCGUGGCGGCCGCCGGGGACCGCAAGGGGCGGAGGAAAGGAGGCGGCCGGUCCCGGCACGCGGAGGAGCAGCCGACCAUGCCCCGAGACAACAUGGCCUCCUUGAUCCAACGGAUCGCCCGCCAGGCUUGCCUCACCUUCCGGGGCAGCGGGGGCGGCCGCGGCGCUUCCGAUCGCGGCGCGGCUUCUGGCCCGGAGGCGCCGAUGCCGCCGGGCUUCCCCGAGAACCUGAGCAAGCUGAAGAGCCUCCUGACCCAGCUCCGCGCCGAGGACUUGAACAUCGCCCCGCGCAAGGCCACACUGCAGCCGCUGCCGCCCAACCUGCCGCCAGUCACCUACAUGCACAUCUACGAGACGGACGGCUUCAGCCUGGGGGUGUUCCUGCUCAAGAGCGGCACGUCCAUCCCGCUGCACGACCACCCGGGCAUGCACGGCAUGCUCAAGGUGCUAUACGGCACCGUGCGCAUCAGCUGCAUGGACAAGCUAGACGCGGGCGGCGGGCAACGGCCGCGGGCCUUGCCGCCCGAGCAGCAGUUCGAGCCGCCGCUGCAGCCCCGGGAGCGAGAAGCCGUGCGCCCGGGCGUGCUGCGUUCGCGGGCCGAGUACACCGAGGCGAGCGGCCCCUGCAUCCUCACACCGCACCGGGACAACCUGCACCAGAUCGACGCCGUGGAAGGGCCUGCCGCCUUCCUGGACGUCCUGGCCCCGCCCUACGACCCGGACGAUGGCCGGGACUGCCACUAUUACCGGGUGCUGGAGCCGGUCAGGCCCAAGGAGGCCUCCAGCUCGGCCUGUGACCUGCCUCGAGAGGUGUGGCUCCUGGAGACCCCACAGGCCGAUGACUUCUGGUGCGAGGGAGAACCCUAUCCAGGUCCCAAGGUCUUCCCUUGAAGCCACCGGCGCCCAGGAGCGGUGGGCCGAAGACGUGCCCUACCCUACCACAAGGGCUGUCUCUACCCCCUAGCCUGGGCGUUGGAUCUACUGGAAUGAGCAGCAGCCGCUUCCUCGGCAGCUUUGGGAAGCACGGGCGACUGGACAGCGGCCGCCGGGCACGGUUAUGGGGGCGGGGUGGGCGGGGAGGCUAGAUUGUUUCCUGGUACUGUCACUGCCACUGGGGCUUUGAUUUGGAGGAAUGGGGCAGGGGACUAUCUGAAGCGCUUCCAUCCUAAAGCCAUAAUGAAAAUAUCUUCCUCUCUUCCCCAUUCUAUACAAAAUACUAAGUGGUUUUCUUGCUCCCACUCCCUACCCCUUUGGUAAAUAGGGUUUAUUUUCCACUCAUGCCCUUAUGCCUUUUUUUUAAUAGUUUUAACUUAUUGACCGUGCAUGACCCAGUGGUUUGAAUUGUUUUUAGUUCAAGUCAUUGGUAAAAACUAGGUUUAAAGAGAUGAGCUACUGUUUAAAGUGAGCUGGCCUGCCUAAUUAAUUCCUUGUGAAAACUAAAUGAUUUUUUCAGUUUGGGGAUCAUUCUCACAACAUAACUAUGCAUGUAGAGGACAAGAUUUAUUUUCUUUCCUCCCUUUGCCCAGUAGCCACAUCUGGUUUACUCAGGCAGCAUCUACUAAGAAAUUCAGCACCUGCAUAUCUCUGUGACAUGGUCACUUAGAGCUUAUCUUCCCUAUGAAUCUCCAGAUCUGUGAGUUGAGCAGAUUUCAUGUUACAGAUUCACCUUUAAUGCAAAGACUGUAUUAUCCUCACAUGACAUUUUUUCUUGUCUUACUGUACCUUAAAAGGUGAUAGAGUAAUUCUGUAUUUUCUAACGGGAAGAUUCAAAGGAGCUGAAUGUGUUAUGCUUCCAAACAACUGAAUGUAAAACACGUCUAGCCAGCUGUUGCAUUCCCUAUAUUUAUUUACUUCCAAUAUUUUACUGUAAAAGUAGGGAGAAAUAUUAUGUUGAUAGCUGUUUCACAUUCUCUCAGGAGGAACUUUAAUGUUCCCGACUCGGGUGAUUCCAGCUGUGUUGCUGGCAGUGUUGUCUCAACCCUCUCCCUAAAAUGACUGAGCGCUGGGUUCAUCUAAUGUGGUUUUCUGUAGGAAGAGAUAGAAGGCACAGAAGAUCACAGCUAAAGAAUUGAGAAUUAACUAUACUACUAUCCAUUUUAGGGCACCAAAACUUGGGAUUAAACACUUCCUACUUCCCACUCGCAACUCCUGAAAUGAAGUCUUGCUAUCUGUGACUAGUUUUAUUUUUGUGCUUUUAAUAGUACAAGCAGUCUUACCUUGUUUACACAUGUAUUGACACCAUUUGCUUCAGGCCAUGGAGCACUGUUUCUCCCUUUUUACUAUUUAUAGGAUUCCUUUUUUUCACAAGACUUUUAAUAAAAACAAAUUGUAGAAAUAAACACAUUAAAAUUUGCCCAGCUGUCGUCUAAGCCCUCUUGAUUGACUUGCCCAAGUGGCAAUAGAGUUCUAAUAUCUAUAAUAAAGGGAGAUUUGCUAUUAUUGGUGGAAUGUUGACCCCGUAUGUAGGGAAACAGUACGUGCCUUUGCCUCUUUAUGCACACAGAGACCCAGGUUGAGGGAGUAUUUGUUCCCAGUUUUUAAGAUAGUAUAAAAAAGCAAAUACUUGGUGAGUGAUUUAAAAAUAAAACCAAAACAAAACACAAAAAGAUAUUCCACAGGACAUGCCACUUUAUUAUAAAACCUCACACAGGCAUAGUACCAAGUAUUUCCUCCAUUGUUGCUAAAAUUGUUUUAUUGUAGCUCCACAUUCUGGUGUAGUUUAAAAUGCCUUUGGGGGCAGUUUGAAGCAGUUCUUCAUGCUACUUAGUUUGAAAAUAAAAUUCUAGAUAUGCAAAUGAUUUUCUUAGAAAACUUCACGAAAUAAAAGGUCUUGUUUUUUUUUUCCGUAGCAGAGUAAUGAAUGUGGUUAUCAAUCACAUACUUUUUUGGAUUAUAUUGUAGCAAAAAGUUGAUUACCUUACCAAGAUUAUUAAUAGCAAUGUAUGUGUUAUAAUACAACUUAGUACAUUAAAGCUACAAAAACUCAUCCUGGCUGUAGGAUAGUAAUAAAGGAAGACUUUCAUGACUUCAUUAUGAAAAAAAGAAGUUUUAAAGUUUUCAAUUACAGGCAAUUUGGAAGAAAAAACCUAAGGUGCUUUUCAAAAGAGUAACUGAAAUUGUUGCAGGCCGAAACAGCAAUAUGAUAUCUCAGAUUUAGUCCAAUAAGAACAGUGAAACUUUUGGUUCACUAAUAAAUUCUGAGUAAAUUAGUGGUGAAGACAAAAUGUAACUUGUUUUAGUGAGCCACUGAGGAAAGAAUAUGCUUAUUACAAAGAAAAUGUGGUGUGGAAAGUAUCUUGCACCUGUGUGCAUAAACCGUUAGUCAUGACUGACUUGGUGUGUUGCUAUUGUGUUUCUGUAUACUCCCUCCAAUAUAGAUAAUGUUUUAAUAACAACUGUGGGAUAAAAGUUAUCUUCCCCUUGGAAAGACUAAUGAGCACAAUGAUAUUAAUCACUUUUAUGGUGAAUAAUAAAUGCAAUAAUUGCCUCAUGGGU